Molecule: messenger RNA, 2425 nt
Organism: Odontomachus brunneus
Lineage: Eukaryota; Metazoa; Arthropoda; Insecta; Hymenoptera; Formicidae
Gene: D2hgdh
Product: D-2-hydroxyglutarate dehydrogenase, mitochondrial
Exons: 8
Coding region: 425-1987 (520 amino acids)
Cellular component (GO): mitochondrion
Molecular function (GO): FAD binding; catalytic activity
Source: RefSeq, a predicted model, not a curated record
AUCGCAUCUCUUCGAGCACGCCAUUAUGUCGACCGUGCGGCGCAAUUGGCGCACGAUUUUGUGUUAAUUUAUCGAACGAUGAAUUGCAUUUUCUGCAUGAUCGCGCGCGUGAAAAGCAUGUCGUCGUGUGCACAUCCAGCUAUAAAUAGGCCCUCCAAGAUAGCCACGCCUUAAUCACCGCGACGUCGGUAUGGGCACGGAUAUAUUAACGACCAAUUCUUCUGACAUUGCGACAAGCAUUCGUUUUACAAUUCGCAUUGACGUAUUUAUUUUCUGUCGUGCAUCUUGUCCGUCGUGCAGCCUAACGCGCGAAGGUAUCCGCAGACUGAAUUCGAGAAGAAACAGAUCGAGAAAUCUGGAGGAUCAUGAUGUUUGCAAACAGGACAAACUCACCGUGAUAAUUAAGGCAAAUUAAGGUCGCGCCAUGCGAAGCAUGCCGGUAAACGUCUUCCUUCGAUGCAACGACAUCGUUCGAAAGCCAGGGAGGAUCGCGGGUUUAUCUCGUUGCUACUCGGCCAACGCAAAGCCGGAAUUAACGUCGAUCCGGUACAAAGUACGUCGCGGCCCUUACGCCUCCAUCUCGACCGCCGACGUUCGUUUCUUCGACGGCUUACUUGGCUCCCAUCGAAUUAUCACGGAUCCGGAGGAAUGUGAGAGUUACAACAUCGACUUCCCCAACACGGUGAGAGGUGCCAGUCGGUUGGUGCUAAAACCGAGAUCUACCGAGGAGGUAUCAGCCAUAUUAAAAUAUUGCAAUGAGAAACGAUUAGCGGUCUGCCCACAAAGUGGUAACACCGGUCUUGUAGGAGGCAGCACACCUGUGUUCGACGAAAUAGUCGUCUCCAUGAAGCUCAUGAAUAGAAUUUUGGAAACAAAUCAUUUGGCAGGUGUACUGACAUGCGAGGCUGGCUGCGUUUUACAGGAUUUGGAUGAACACUUGGCCAAAGUCGGACUGAUGAUGCCUUUGGAUCUUGGAGCUAAAGGUAGCUGUUUGAUCGGUGGUUGCGUCUCCACUAAUGCAGGUGGUCUGCGACUUUUGCGUUACGGAAACCUCCAUGGAAACGUUUUGGGUGUCGAAGCCGUGAAGGCUAAUGGCGAUGUCGUGGAUGCGAUGAGCACGUUGAAGAAGAACAACACCGGAUAUCACGUAAAACACUUGUUUAUCGGUUCAGAGGGAACAUUGGGUAUUGUCACAAAAGUUGCCAUACAGUGUCCGCCAUUACCCAAAGCCGUGAAUGUUGCGUUUUUGGGACUCGUCAGUUUCGACAAAGUGUUGGAAACCUUUUAUCUGGCGAAAAAAGAAUUAGGCGAAAUUCUGUCCUCCUGCGAGAUGAUGGACCGACUGUCUUUGGAUGUCUCUAUUAAUAAUUUAGGCAUGAAAGAUCCAUUAACAACACGCAAGAACGGACACGAUUUCUAUAUGAUUAUAGAGACUUCUGGUAGUCAUCUCGCGCACGACGAAGAAAAGCUUUCUUUGUUUGUAGAAAAAGCGAUGGAUCAAGGCAUUAUCGAAGACGGUACUCUGACUAACGAAACGGCGAAGGUUAAUUACAUAUGGGCUCUGAGAGAGAGGAUCAGCGAAGGUGUUCUGCGUGACGGCUACGUCUUCAAGUAUGACAUGUCUCUGCCUCUUUCAUCUUAUUAUGAGAUCGUCGAAGUCCUACGAGAACGAAUGCGCGAUCCUCGAAUUACCCGAAUUAGCGGUUACGGUCAUAUAGGCGACGGCAAUAUUCACGUGCAACUGUCCAUACCUCAAUAUUACGAGGACAUAGCCGCCCAAAUAGAGCCAUUUAUUUUCGAAUUCGUCUCUGAGCGUAAAGGUAGCGUUAGCGCAGAACACGGCAUCGGUUUCAAGAAGACGAAGUAUCUUCACUUGAGCAGGAAUUCCUCCGAAAUCGAGAUGAUGCGCGAUUUGAAGAAACUGAUGGAUCCAAACGGCAUCCUAAAUCCGUAUAAGGUUCUACAGCCGACCACAGCGACAGUUUAAUUACUUUAUAUGAUAAAUUUUUCAUGUGAUGUGAUAUAUAACAUAAAUAUGCAGUAAGCAGUCAAUUGGACCUAAAUUUGUUGAAAACUUCAUUCUGAUUAAUCUGUUUUUGUCAUGAUUAUUCAGUGUAUAUUGUGCAAGAGAAGUAGAAGACGAGUUGCAUUGAAACCGUGCCAUUGCCUACAGUUAACUCGAUUUAUCGUUGUAAAAAAACGCCGAUGUAUCAUUGCGGGCUAUUAAUAUAGGAGUAUUUGGCGUUACGUGUGCGCUGAUGUCACACGCAAUAUUUGGUAAGGGUUUUUCUUAGUUGUUUUCCACGUGCCAAUAGAAGCAAGUACAGCAUGACUAAUACUUCAAGAUAGAUAUACUACAUAAAUGGCAGCAAUUGUGAAAUAUACUUUUAUUAAGCAAUUAAAGAAAUAUAUUUUUUAACUGAAA